Messenger RNA from Macrosteles quadrilineatus (aster leafhopper), 1902 nucleotides. RefSeq names its product minichromosome maintenance domain-containing protein 2-like. The transcript is spliced from 11 exons. NCBI's taxonomy places the organism in Eukaryota, Metazoa, Arthropoda, Insecta, Hemiptera, Cicadellidae. Gene Ontology annotation, biological process: double-strand break repair via break-induced replication. Gene Ontology annotation, molecular function: single-stranded DNA helicase activity; ATP binding; DNA binding. The coding region runs from base 140 to 1792 and encodes 550 amino acids. The record is from RefSeq and is a predicted model, not a curated record.
CCCUUAUAUAAAAUGUGAUAUACAAAUAGAUUUCCUUAAACUAGGAGUGAUAUCAGGAAAAGUUGCCGCAAUAUUGUUGAAAGAACCAUAUCUGGCACAGCAACUAUUCAAUAAAGUUGUAAAUUUAGCAGUCAAAUCAAUGAAAAUUCAAGAUAACGUGAAUGUUGGCCUAGCUCAGAUAAAUAUAGAAGUCACAGUUCCCCUGAUAAAAGAUAUCAUGCUGUUUUCAAAAAGAUGCUCUCCUACAUCAUCUGGGUUAUUUGUUUUCCGAGGAGUCCUAGUGUCCUGCACAAAACCAACAAAGUACUGUCGAAGUGCAGUGUACCAAUGUCCACUAAAGAGCUGUUCAGGUCAUACUGGAGAAAGAGUAUUCGGAGAAAAGUCUGCCGGCAGCAUCUGCUGCUAUUGCGGCUGUAGCAAAGAGGAAUACUUACGAGCCAGAGAGAACGGAGAUCAAGUCUUAGCUGUAUUUGUAAAUUUAGAUGCCUUCCAGGUGAACUUUCACCGAAAUGAAGGAAUCACAGUUUCACUAAAAGAUAAUCUGAUUAAGGACUUAACCCUUGGAGUAUGCUAUAAUGUGACCGUAAGUCACAAAUGUUCCCGGUUCAUUGCCUGGGGAAUAGAAAGAACAAUUUCAGAAGCUCAGUGGCGAUUUGAUCAUAAUCUACCUUCUGUGGGAAUUCCACAGACUAUUAGAGCUCUUGAGAAAUAUUUGAUGGAAGUUUGUCCUAACUCCCCCUGGGCCCUCACAGCAACCCUUUCCUCUCAAAUUGCCUCACAUCGCUAUCCAGACAAAUCCUUCCUACAACUGAAAACUGGACUACUUCUGAGUUUAGCAUCCCAGAGUGAGGACCACAAGCCAGUGCCACUGUUGGCAGUAGGACCGGACUGCAGUGUUCUGUUGUACUGUGCCAGUCAGCUGUCCCGACGCUGUGUCUCUGUCACUAGUGCUGCACUCUGUGGUACUCUCGGCGCAACUGCAGGAGAGACGUGGCUUGAGGCUGGUCCUCUACUGCUGGCUUCCGGUGGUGUCUGCUACCUUGGUGACUGGGCCAAGUUUGGCAGCGGAAAAUCCAGUGUGGCCUCACAAAUUACAGCAGUGCUAGAGAGUGGUCGAGUGGACCUGGUGCCACCAUCAGAACCUCUGGUCAGUUCUCCCCCCUCCCUCCCCUUCCAGGCGGCUGUCUGGACAUUCUGGUCUGGAGACAAAGCGACCUCCUGCGCCCAAGCUCAGCUGCGUACACUUAUUGAAGUUUUUGGAAUGCCAUUUAUUGGUGAUGGAGGGGCGGAUAUUGAAGUGGUCGCUGACCAUCUUCUCUAUGAAAGCAUGCAGACCAGAACAAGUAAGGUGGAAGGUGCGAUACCAGAACAGGACCUUAAGGAGUAUCUCAACAUUGUAUGUUCGUACAAAGUUCAACUAACACCACAAGCAAAGAAGCUGUUAAGAAACUACUUUGUAGCCAGCCGAAGAGAGCGCCCUGAUUGUUUACCUUUAAAUGCUCUAAAAACACUGACCGCUCUAGCAGAAGCUCACGCUCGCCUGUGUUUGCGUACCAUUGUGACUUACGAUGAUGUUGUGUUGGUAGUGUUCCUGUAUGAAGAGUCUAUUGCAGCACUCUAUGGUACUUCACUAAUGUCCCCACCUCCAUCAAUGCUUGGGGCUGAUAGUUCUAAUUUGACAAUUGCUGAACAAAUUACACUGACAUUAAAAAACUUCUCAAUGUGGCUGGAUCAGUAUGUCAAAUCGCUCCUGAGCGAGGGUUCAGUCAAUUGCUCCUUGCCAGAAGAAUAACAAUGCUGCUGUUUUGGUGGUUGAGAAUGUUUUCUUGAGAAAACAUUAACAGAAGUUUGAGAGGAAAUAUGCUGAAAUAUAUCUUUAAGUUGUUAAUAGGAGCUUGAUUA